This is a messenger RNA of Nematostella vectensis (starlet sea anemone), 929 nucleotides long. Its product is annotated as protein FAM166C B. Bases 87 to 728 code for a protein of 213 amino acids. NCBI's taxonomy places the organism in Eukaryota, Metazoa, Cnidaria, Anthozoa, Actiniaria, Edwardsiidae. The record is from RefSeq and is a predicted model, not a curated record. The transcript is spliced from 4 exons.
AAUUAUGACGUCACAGACUAUUUGAAUUACGAGUGUGACUUCUGAUCUACCCGUAAAAAUGUGAAGCCUACCCCCGUGAAAAGGCAAUGGCUACGGACACGGUUCUAAACACCACCAUCCAUACUCUCCAGGAUCUGCGACACCUUCCAGGGUACGCAGGCUUCAGGCCCCAGCAACAAUGGCGCUACGGGGACACAUUCGGUAACGAUACGGCGAAAUACUUCCAAGACAAACGUACUGCCCAACUCAAAAGGAGCACGGCACAGGCGCCUGGUACCGAGUGGGACGCGAAGAUCGCAUUUCCUACCGUCUACUCGAACGACCCUAAGCUUGUAGUCGGAGCACGCACUAGGGAGAGAGACCGCUGGCUCUCCAGACCGCAGUAUCAGCUGUUUAACCGCCAUGACAGGGACUGGGAGAUUCAUGACUUUGAUAAGAAAGCACAGGAGCACCGCAGGUACUUGAUGGAUCAAAGCGGUACUGUACCUAGAGUGGCUUACUUCGUGAUGCCGUGUAAAUGCGACGUCCUACCAAGUAUCAACAGGGAACUGAGCGAACAAGAGCGAGUGACAAUAUGUUGUCCCUUGUGCGGCAGAAAGGCCCCUCCGGGCACAAGGAACAUCAGGGCCCAUAUUCAAGGCCACCAUCUAAUCCCACCUAAACACAACCCUCCUAAGUCAACGUGGCGAGAUCGACGAUUUCGCGAUUUUUACUUCGAACAGCGCUAAGCCUCGGGGUUCACCCGCAUGCGGGCGAGCAAUUAUAGGUGAAUAGUUGGCAAAACAGUGAAAACAUGCUACGGUUAAUAUAAAGUUUAUAAUUUACUAUGGUGUCUGUUGGCUUAACCAGACCGAAUACUCGUAGCAACAUUGUUACACCCUCCAUACAUCGUCCUGACUUGACUCGAUAAAUAGAAUAAUCGUCCAUAA